Messenger RNA from Phyllotreta striolata, 540 nucleotides. The record is from the annotation of a GenBank genome assembly. NCBI's taxonomy places the organism in Eukaryota, Metazoa, Arthropoda, Insecta, Coleoptera, Chrysomelidae.
AUGAAUAAAUUACAUAAUUUUCGUUUCGUCGGUGAAUUUCCGAUGUUCGAUUCCGCAGACGACGGAGGAUCGAGUUUUAUUAGCAAUUCUAAACGCAAUGCUUCGCUUCUGAAUCAAGAUAUUUAUCUCUCUCCUAUCGAUACCAGUAAGGCUUACUAUGAUCUUACCGAUAAUUACGCAGAUAAAACUUGGUUUAAUUUGAGAUACAUAGAAGGACAUGAUGUCCCCAAAUCGGGUAAAAUGGCGAACGAGUUGGCCGUUUUGAAUGAAAUUGAUGUUAACAACAUUGACACCGCCGAAUUUAUAUUUUUAGAUAGCUUUGAGAGGGACAUCCAGAACGCCAUUCCAGACAUCAAUUUAGAGGAUAUAUUUUUAGAUCCACAUAUAAUGAAUGCGGGCGACAGAAAAGGGGAAAAGUCAAACAAUUCAGACUUCGUUUUCGGAUAUUACUUGAACGAAAAUCCAAUGAAAGAAAGGAAAGCUAAAUACUCCAGCAGAAAUGGCAAAGAAAACAAAUACAAGCGAAGGAAAAAUAUGUGA